Alosa alosa (allis shad) is the source of this 759-nucleotide messenger RNA. RefSeq names its product cytosolic phospholipase A2 gamma-like. Bases 10 to 759 code for a protein of 249 amino acids. The transcript is spliced from 7 exons. Gene Ontology annotation, biological process: glycerophospholipid catabolic process. NCBI's taxonomy places the organism in Eukaryota, Metazoa, Chordata, Actinopteri, Clupeiformes, Clupeidae. The record is from RefSeq and is a predicted model, not a curated record. Gene Ontology annotation, cellular component: cytosol; nucleoplasm; nuclear envelope. Gene Ontology annotation, molecular function: calcium-dependent phospholipid binding; calcium ion binding.
UUUACAGAGAUGAAACAUGAAGCAAAUCCAGGACAAAUUCUCUAUAUACUGGCUGAUUUGAAGAAGAACUAUGCAAACCCAGAGUGCAGCCUCUCUGAGUUGGAAAGGCUGAAAUGUCUCCUUGGAAAGAGCUGGGCAGAUUUCAGCCCCACACUCAAGUGUGUAGAGCAUCAGAGCUGGAGAAGCAUGACUGACCAAAUGAAAGAGGAACAUGUGGAAAGAAUCCGUGAUGAAUUGGUAGCCUCAGUAGACAAAUGGGGCCAUGGUCAAAUACUUAGAGGCAUACCUGGUGGUGAUGAGUUGUGGGUCAUAAGACAUGUACUGCCAUUGUUCUUUCACUGGGAAUUUGGGACUGUGGCUAAUUUCCUCUACAAAUGUCAAGAUGCUGCCAUACCUAAGGACAUGAUUCAAGAGGAACAGAUGCAUCUGAUAGAUGCAGGACUCUAUCUAAACUCACCAUAUCCAUCAGCUCUGAGAGAAGGCAGAUGCAUAGAUCUCAUCAUAUCCUUUGACUUCAGUGCUGGAGACCCCUUUCUGACACUGAGGGUAGCCAGUGAGUAUGCAGUCAAGAACGGACAUCCCUUCCCUAAAGUGGACUUUACAAAGUUGGACUCUGAAUGCCCAAAGUCCUGCUAUGUGUUUGAGGAAAUGGACAAACCAACUGUAAUUCACAUUCCCCUCUUUAACAUAGACAACUGCAAGGAUGAAGCAGCAAUCGAAAAGGAAAGGAAGGAAUACGCAACCUUCCACCCAACCUAG